Molecule: messenger RNA, 4976 nt
Organism: Hemicordylus capensis (graceful crag lizard)
Lineage: Eukaryota; Metazoa; Chordata; Lepidosauria; Squamata; Cordylidae
Gene: XRCC1
Product: X-ray repair cross complementing 1
Exons: 17
Coding region: 107-2077 (656 amino acids)
Biological process (GO): base-excision repair; single strand break repair; double-strand break repair via nonhomologous end joining
Cellular component (GO): nucleus
Molecular function (GO): damaged DNA binding
Source: RefSeq, a predicted model, not a curated record
GUGAGCCGCGUUCGUGAGUAUAGAGCGGCUGCGUAGAGCCAAUGCUUCCGGGUGGCGUGUGGAGUUUUGUUGCCGGGUUACGGCGGUGACAGAAACUGGCGGGGAGAUGCCGGAGAUCGCGAUCCGACAUGUGGUGUCUGCGAGCAGCUCAGACACGACUCACUGCGCCGAGAACCUGCUCAAGGCUGACACCUACCGCAAGUGGAAAGCUGCCCAGCCCGGAGAGAAGCAAGUCUCUGUCAUAUUACAGUUUGAGAAAGAGGAGCAAAUCCACAGCAUUGACAUUGGCAAUGAAGGCUCGGCGUUCGUGGAAGUGCUGGCCGGCAGCUCUGCUUCCUCCAGCGAACAGAACUAUGAGGUGCUGCUGGUCACAUCCUCCUUCAUGUCCCCCUCGGAGAGCAAGAGCGGCACCAACUUGAACCGGGUCCGUAUGUUUGGCUCAGACAAGCUGGUGAAGGCCACAGCCGAGAGGAAGUGGGACCGGGUGAAAAUUGUCUGCACGCAGCCUUAUACCAAGUCCUUGGCAUAUGGCCUUUCCUUUGUGAAGUUCCACUCACCUCCAGAGAACAAUGAGAUCCAUUCCAAAACAGCUUCCCCGAAGGUCACCAAGCUGGGCCAGUUCAAGGUGAAGGAUGACGACAACGGGGCCAGCUCUUUAAAACCUGGUGCUCUCUUCUUCAGCCGUGCCAGCAAACCCCUGGUCUCUCCAGUGAAAGCCUCUCAGAACGACCAGCCUUCACCGAGCUAUGCCGCUGCCUCGCUGCAAACCAGCAUGUCCUGUUCCCCUGACCCUUCGCCAUCACCUGCGGAAAAACCCUCCACCAAACCUUCUCCCAAGGAGCCCACCCCAGUCAAACGGAAGUUUGAAUUCAGCAAGGAAAAUCCUGGCCUCUCAUCUGCAGCCAAGAAGCUUGAUCCCGAAACUUCUCGCCCUGCAAACCCACCCCUCAAGAAACACAAAGCUUCCCCCUCAGCGCCGCCUCCCUCAAAAAUGCCACCUUCCAAGAAGCUUCCACAAACGCAGUCUUCAGAGGGGCCCACAGAUGCAUCUUUCCAACAUCUCCUUCAGGGCACCGUCUUUGUGCUGAGCGGCUUCCAGAACCCCUUCCGUUCGGAGCUGCGAGACAAAGCCCUGGAGAUGGGGGCCAAGUACCGACCGGACUGGACCCCUGACAGCACUCACCUCAUCUGUGCCUUUGCCAACACCCCCAAAUACAGCCAGGUGAAAGGGCUCGGGGGCAUCAUAGUGCGCAAGGAGUGGAUCCUGGACUGCCACCGCACGCGGCGACGCCUGCCCUGCAAACGUUACCUGAUGGACAGCCAAGAAUCCUCCAGCAGUGAAGAGGAGAGCGAAGAAGAAACCCCUACCCGCCACCACAAACCCCCUGCUCAUCGACAGAAAGCCAGUCUGCCCAGCUCCAACCACAAGCUCAAGAUGCCUGCGAACCCCAAAGCAGCACGGACCGUGCAGAGGAAGGGGUCCUCGGAAGAAGAGGAGGAGGAGCCCUCCACGUCCCGGAAUACCAGCAUCCACAACAACUCACAGGCGCCAGCGGCUGACUCGGUGGCUUCCAGCAACGACGAGGGUCCCUCAGGCGUUCAAGACAACGGGGAAGAGGGCUCUGGCGACACAGACGAUGAGCUGAGGAGAGUGGAGGAGGAACACCGCAAAAAGCAGCAAGGAGGCCGGAAACCUGCCCCAGAACCGGAUGACGAUCCUUACGGCGGCUCCACCGACGAGAACACAGACGUUGAGGAAAAGGCAGAGCCUGAUCACCCGAUCCCUGAGUUGCCAGACUUAUUUGGGGGCAAACACUUCUUCCUUUAUGGCGAAUUCCCGUCUCAGGAGCGACGCCUCUUGAAUCGCUUCAUCACGGCUUUUAAUGGGGAAGUGGAGGACUACAUGAACGAGCGGGUCAACUAUGUGAUCACCGCUCAAGAGUGGGACGACACUUUUGAAGAGGCUCUGAACGAGAACGCCAACCUCUCCUUCGUGCGCCCCCGCUGGGUCUACAACUGCAACGAGCGGCAGAAGCUGAUCCCCCACCAGCCCUACGUCGUGGUGCCACGAGUAUAGGACAACCUCCCUGCAGGCUCCCGUCUGUAUAUAACAUGUACUCUCUCCGGAGCAAGCUGUCCCCUCUGCCUCUGGGCCAUUUGACGCAAUGCUCUGUUGCUGCGGUGACCGAGUGGGGGCUCUCCAGCUGUUUCUGGACUACAACUCCCAUCACCCCCACCUCAGUAUGGCAUGGCAGGGGGUGAUGGGAGUUGUAGUCCAGCAACAGCUGGAGAGCCUCCGCUUGGUCACUCCUGCUCAGUUGUUUCCCUUUGGAAUUCUCAGUGUAGUGUCAAGGGCCUGAUCCACCCUGGCGCGCGCUCUCUCUCUCUCUCUCUCUCUCUCUCACACACACACACACACACACACACACACACACACACACACACUCUUGUACAAAUUUGAUGAAAUUUGGCUUCUCAUCACGGAAGUUGAUUUUUAUUUUUUAUUUUUAAUGUUUGAAAUGUUUUCCCUUAGAGGAGCAUAGUCCGUGGGAUGCUCAGGGUGUUUUCCAGCAGAGAACAUUGAUUCCUGAUUCAUUUUGUUUUAAUUUACUGGUGAAGCAUCCAGGAAUCCGUUCACACAUUAGGUCUUUAUUUUACAGACAGGGGCUUUGUUCCUGCAUCUGUAUACACCGCUAAAGACAUGAAGCGGGCCUGGAUGGAAUCCCAAGCCCGUCUUUACCAUUUGGGGUUUCCCGUGUCUGUGUGUGUUACCCAUCGGUACAUUCCACUUUUCCAUAUUUGUGGAAACACCGGAGGGGAAUGGUGUCCAAGCCUGUGGCUAACACCCACUCCUGAGUUGUGUCCACACAUUACAUGCUCCCAUUUAAGCUUGUGUGGACAUGCUCCCGCUAUAUACUCCUCCCCUUAAGAUCUGUAGUCCAAGUCCUUUAGGCAGAGCGAACAGUUCCGCUUCGGACCGCAGCGUUUUUCUGCUGCCCCCCGUGGAGAGUUACCUGCUGGUUCCACGCACCCCUCUUUCUUGCCAUCUGCCCUGCUAGUUUUAUGUCUUUAAAAAAAAAAAUCCUGUCCCUGUAAUAGUAGCCACUUAGGGUGGAUGCCCUACACAGGGGCCAAGCACUCUAAAGGGAAUCCUUGGCUGUGGUGGCGCAGUUCUAUUUUUUCUUAAUCGUGAGAACACGGCAUUGAAUGAAUACAGUAUUUAGCAUUGCUGGCGGAAGGGAGGGGGAAGCAGCCGUGGCCGUUACGCUGGAUGAUGCAUGUGCUGCCUAAUAUUCAAGGGCUUGAAUUGGGUGUGAAUUACUAUUAUCAUCAUCAUCAUCAUUGCUGCCAGACGUUCAGCACAGUGUGACGCCGACGUUAGGGGGCUUCUGGGCACAUGGGAGUCGCUCUUCACGGCGUUGUGCAAGAAUGCCCUUGCUCCCUUGCAACAUUACUCUGUGCUGAAUGUUGGCUACUCCCUGCGAACUCUACCUGUAGAAAGCAGAAGACACUUAACUAAUUUAACUGGACUGGUCCAUUUCAGCAGGGUCCUCUCUCCACUACAUUGUUUUCCUGUCCUCCCUCUUAUCUGGGCAAAGCAGGCUGUCUCUCGCCUCUGGAGGGAAAUGAUAGCAGCUUUCCAGCCAAACCUCCCUAGGAGGAAAGUGCUUUGCUGGAUGGUCCCUGCUUCAAAGUGACUCUGCCCUCCCCACCUUCUUACUGGCUGUGAACUGGACUGAGAGGCCUUGAAUUAUCUACCUCGUUUUUACAGCCAACUUCCUCUCGCCUGCCCCACUGAUUGGUGCUACCUUCAGCGUUAGGGAUCAAGCCAGCAACCCCUUCACUCUCUUCUUCACGUCUGUUCACCCCCGCCAAGGAAUUAAUUCCUCCUGGGAACUCUCUGGCUUUUGGGGAGGUGCAGAUGUCAGGUGCUGUCCUUCUCUCCAGCAAGUUAGUUUCAGUCCCGACCAGUGUCCCCGAAUUCCCAGAUGAUGAUGUUGACUACAACUCCCAGAAUCCCCAGCCGCAAUGGCCUUUGCUGGGGUUGGGGAUUAUGGGAGUUGUGGUCAACAUCUGAGACUCCCUGUUAGAGGGAGCACUGGUCCUUACACCCUUAAAUUUCUUAAUUUUGCUGCUGAAACAAGAGACAAAGCUGCAGAAGCUUCCUCUGCCCCUUCCCCACCCUGUCCUGUAGGGCACACCUGGAAUUUCUUAUUGCAGUUGGUGGGUGGGGAAAAAUUAGGCAAGAGAAGCCACUACUACUGCCUUGACUUCUGCUUCACCAAGAAAUCCAGAGGUGUGGGGGGAUGUCUGGGCUGCAGCCUGACAGCCCCUUGGAAUACAGCGGGGUUUCUCAAACUUGGGCCCCCAGAUGUUAGACUACAACUCUCAUCACCCCUUGCCACAACAGUACUGAGGAUGAUGGGAAUUGUAGUCCAACAUCUGGGGGCCCAUGUUUGAGAACCCCUGGAUCAGCUUUCCUCCAGAGAGGGGAUGCUAUAACUCUAGCUGAUUGUUUGCCCGAUCUUUGCCUACACUGAGAUACCUUGGGACAUUAUGAUGUCCUUCCAAGUGUCUGAUUAAUCCAGGACUAAUGGAGGGUGGGAUGCCCCAAAGGGGAGGUGAGAUUGGGGCAGGGAGGAAAGAGGUGUCAUCUUUUAAAUAAGCUAGUGUGGCUUCUACUCAGAAUAAUUGUAGUUUUAUUUGUACUGAGAAUCCACACCGACCCCUUGCAGCAGGGGGAGGGAGAGAGGGAAGUCCUUAAACCAGAUCACGUUUGUACCGCAGCUCCUGGGGCUCAGGACUCAAGGGCUGACACUUUUCUAUAAAUUGUACCCAUGACCCAGUGCAGUUCUGCCUGGGUGGCCAGAAAUGCCGAGGAUGGCCCAGGGCAAACCUCCUUUGGGGGCUUUAUUCAUGUCUUCUUUUUCUCCUAUCUGGUUUGUUUUUUUAAAAUAAAGCAUUAUAAAACAUGA